AGAUCGCCUGCUUUAGUGCUGUGAGACGCGCACUCCAAUUCUGCCUUUAGAUUCUUUAUUUUGCUUUGUGCUUUCCGUUGAUUAUUUCUCUUCUACACAUUUGGUGUGUGCUGCAGCGUCUCUUCACCGUAGAUCUUUCUUUUUUCCGACUCGCACAUUGCCGCUGUCCUUCAACUCGGUAGACUUAGGCGUCUUACUUUACGGAGCGUAGUCUUCUUCGUUUUCUUCGCACACCCAUUCCUUCGCGGCGAUGAACACCUCCCUUCUCGUGCAGGACGUCGAGGAAAUACAGGGGGCGGUGGAUUGGUGGUACCGCCAGUCGUCGUCCAACCUGCAAGCCAGCCACGCCUCAUUCAUUGCGCAGCUGCGGCAGCUGCAGGAGCGCCUGGGCGACGAGGGCGGCCUGCCUUCCUCCGCCCACGUCGACGCGAUGAUCACCCCGCCGCGUCACAUGUACAUGUCCGACGACAACUUCGCUGGUUCGCCCGCCAUGGCCUCCCCGCCCAUCAGCCGCGGCCAGCUGAACUACGAUAACUUGCUAGACGAGGUCGUCAGCAAAGGCACUUCGAUGCCGCCGUUCAACCCGGAGGAGGAGGCGGAGCGGCGCAAGCGGCCCAACCCGGACGCGGUCAAAGUGCCGGCUACCCCGCCAGACGACUACAACGGCCCUUGCCAGGUGCUGGUGGAGUUUAAGCGCAAGCGGAUGCUGCAGUACGAGUCGCCCUGCUACGUCGCCCCAGGCGAGCACGUCGUCGUCGGUGGUGAUCGGGGGGAAGACAUAGGCCUCGUCACGCACACGUGGACCGGCGCGGAGGCGCAGCACCUCGGCGAGAAUCGCGACAAAGGCGUCGGCAAAGUGCUGAGAGUGGCGAGUGUUUUGGAGGUCACGCAGCUGCAGGGGGUGCAGACGGAGCUGGAGACGCGUGCGGUCGAGGUGGCGCAGGAGAAGGUGCAGGAGAGCGGGCUGCCGAUGCGCAUCGUGGAUGCCGAGUACCAGUUCGAUCGCCGCAAGCUGACGUUCUACUACCAGUCGAUGCACCGCCUGGACUUCCGGACGCUCGUGCGGGAUUUGUACAAGACCUUUCGCGCGCGCAUCUGGAUGGAGCCGGACACCGCCGCCUAA
This is a messenger RNA of Leptomonas pyrrhocoris, 1123 nucleotides long. RefSeq names its product putative cell cycle sequence binding phosphoprotein (RBP45). The record is from RefSeq and is a predicted model, not a curated record. The transcript has a single exon. Bases 251 to 1123 code for a protein of 290 amino acids. NCBI's taxonomy places the organism in Eukaryota, Euglenozoa, Kinetoplastea, Trypanosomatida, Trypanosomatidae. Gene Ontology annotation, cellular component: cytoplasm.